UUUUAUUUAGCCAGAUGACAAAAUGUCUGACAAUAUCAACUCUCGUUCAAGACAGUUUUUUUCUGCCAUCAGAUAUAAAGCUUUUGAUUAUGUCUGUGAGACAACAACUAAUCACAAGGUGACAAUGAGCUGGCUGGCCCUGCCGAUGCCCUACGAGGCUGGCAGCAGUGACAUUUACCCCCACACUGGAAAUGUCCCAGAGGUCGCCUACAGGACACCGUGGAUCAGAGGUAAGGUGAUAUCCACCUGCAAACUGUUUGUUGGUGGAUCUGUACUAGACGACUUAGGAGGAAAAGAGCAACCCAUUAAUUCACUGGAAAGUUUUGGUAUUACCAUGAGCCAGUUGAAAGGGCAUUCACUGGAGAUGGUACCCAGUUCAAAUCCUAACUCUGAAGAGGAUCUGGACCUGGAUGAAUACUUUUCCCUCUUAAAAGAGUCAAAAAUCCGUGAUCCAUGUCACGAAUCCUUUUCCAAAUACCUAACUGACCAGAUGUAUGAGAAAUAUCAGAACAAGGAUCUCCUCCUGCCAGAAGAGGUUGUCCUUGUUGAUCACCUGCCACAGUUUAAAAGGCAUUUACCCACGCUGAAGGCCAAGCUGUCCAGGCUCAGAAACCUGCCUGUGGCCGACCCUUUUCUCAGUUCCACAGGAGAAACCCUCUCUGAAGACACCAUACUGAGGCACUGUGCGUCCUUUGAAGCACCUCCUGAUGUACACACCAGUGGUAUUCAGACCUGCUCAAAGAUUUAUGAAGAGUUUGGCAAAGAGACACUAAUAAACGAAGAGUCUCUGCUGUUACCUGUCGAAGUGGACACCCUCAAACUCAGCAGAGACAACUGGACUCUGUUUCCAAGCAUUUGGGGUGUCAUGAAUAUUUCUCCUGAAAUGCUGGACAAGCAGCCUCCAGUCCUGGAUGUGCUUCAUAAAGGACUUCCCACUGAAAUGGAGCUGGACGUGAUACUGACUCAAACUCCCAGGUCCAGCCUCACCCAAACAUGUUUGUCCAAAUUUGAUCUCCAAGAGGAACAGCUGUCUCCGGUCUGCAGACAGUAUUUGGUAUCAGAGAGAGAUCAAAAGGAGAUGGAGAUGGCACUCUGGAAGGCAGAGAAGCACCUAAACUUUAUGCUGAGGUUGCUAUUGGCAGAGCCCCAAAGAGCUGAACCAGCUGUCGAGCUCCAGCCUCUGUCUGAAACCAUUAAAUUACUUAAUAUAUGUGAAGAAAGUUUUGCCAGUGUCAGUGAUGGCUUCAGUGACAAACUGCAGUCGCAGAUGGAGACAGGAGUGCCACAGGUGUAUCUGUCCAGCUGCUGUGAGUUCACAGAGAGAUUGAGCUCUGAGUUUCCCUCUGCCAGGGAGGAGAAGAUGGAAGCGUUCACCAAACAGUCACUUCACGAAACUGAAUCUCUUAACGAGGUGACGAGCCACACAGGCAGAGAUGAAGGUGGUAGUGUCUUUGUCCCCAGGCAGGCCGUCCUGCCAAGACUCAGUGUGAGAGAUAAUCACAGGAGUCUCCCAGUAGCCAAGCAUCCACCAAACAAAGACCUGGACCCUCUAUCCACCUUCAUAAUGUUGAGGACCCAGCUGAGAGAUGCUUCUCCUGUCUUCCCUCAGAGCUGUGCCACUUCUCCAGAGGUGAAGCAACCAGCAUCACAUCCUGAUCUGGAGCCGACUCCAGAGGAGAUGCAACACCUAGAUGGAGGACCUAUGAGUGGUGCUGUCGUUGGACAUGCUACCAGAGAGCAGAAACCAGCUUAUCAGACAGACAGUCCGACUGUCUGUCUUCCUGACCUUCAGGACAAACCAGGCAAUAAAGUUGUACAGGUGCAGGCAACAGAGACCCAGUGGCAUGCCUACUGUGAAGUGCUGGCCUUUGCUCAGCCAUAUCUGUGCAGGGCAAAGGAGCUGGGGCUCACCCACCCAGCCUGGGGAGAUCUUAGCAGCCUAGAUCCAGAUCAGACACACUUUCUCCUCAAACAGCAGGAAGUAGAGCUCUACAGGACAUGUGGCGAGGAGCUGGUCAGAGAUCAGAAGCUUCUUUUUGACCAGGUGGCUGUGGUACACGUCCUGGUGACAGUCAAGGACCUGCUCCUGAAGUGUGACCUCAGCACCGCUGUGGCCUACCUGGCCAAGUCCUGUGCAGGGCAGAGUCUGCAGCAGCUGGUGAGGAGGCUGCAGAUCCUCCUCUACCUCAGUCAGAGAAACCAGGAGCCCAACGUCAAACUGCUAGAGCUGCAGGACCAGCUGGCCACAUGGCUACACAGCAGGAGGCAACAAAACAUGAUGGACAAAGUUCUAGUCAUAAUAACAGCUGACUCUGACAGUGCCAGAAACAUCCUCAUCGAAGGCCUGAGCCAAGUGACCGGCACAGCUGUAACUGCAGUGUGUCCCGAUGAAACCAAGACUAAACUGAAUGGUGCCAGGAUGGUCAGCAGCGUGCACAACAGUGUGUGUGUGGUGGUGUGUGGACAGCAUAUAGGCGCUGACUUCCCCUGGCAGUGUUUCUCCCUGGUGGUGGAGUAUGACCACUCAGGCCUUUCUCCAUGGGCUGCUGUCUGCAGAGACAGGAGCAUCAGCCAUCUCACCUUCCAGACAGUCCUCCCAAGUGCUGAGACCCAGACAGCCUGUUGGUGCCUGGAGGACAACAUCCCCUAUGUGUUAAUUGUGACUGAGGGGCUUCUCAGCUGUCCAUUACUGCUACAGAUACUGGAGUCAACGUUUAAUAUAACUGUGCUGGAGAGGAGCCACUCUCCGUCCCUGCAGAUGCUAGGAGGGACACAUCACUACACUGUGAUCACAGUGGAUGAGAGUACUGCUAUCAUCAUUCAGGAGCAGAAGGAGCUAUGCAGGGAGCGGGCCUGUGAGGGAGUGGCGAUGAGGCUGUCUGCUCUGUCUCUGCAGUACAGCUGCUGCUGGCUUGUCCUACACUGCUCAGACAGCCAAGGAGGGUCAGUAUUUUCCAGUGAAGCCUUCAGCAACCUCGUGCUGGUGUACUCAUCUCUAGUGCUGUUCAGCAUGAAGACAGAGGACUUAAAUGUCAAGGUGCUGAUAGCGUCAGAGGUGCAGGAAAUAGCCAAGUGGAUCAGCCAGAUCUGCUUCCACAGCCUGACAGCCGGUGACAGAGACCCUCUCCACUACCUGGACAGAGACUGGCUGGCUGUGAUGCCCUCAGAGGAAGAAGAGUGUUUAUUGCAGUUUCCAUGUAUCAGCCCUCUGGUUAGUCAGCUCAUGCUGAGAAGGGCCCCGUCCCUCCAGUGGCUCCUGGGGGCCUCGCUCUCUCAGCUGGAGGAGCUGCUCCCUGAGGUGCCACAUAAAGUCCUCAAGCUCUUCAGUGACAUCACCUCCCUGUACAAUGUGAACACAGUCCCCAGCCAGCCAGAGUCAGAGGCAGCAUUCACCCAGAGAGACCACAGUCCCCCAAACAGCCCCUGGAGCUCCCGUACAGACCUCCAGCACACACACUUCAACACCCAACCAGAAACAUUCAGUACUGACCAUACCGCCAGCUUCCUGUCUCAGGCUGAGAGUCCAGUAGGAACCUUCUAUAAAGAACCAGAGCCAGGCAAGGCAGAUUUCCAAUUUGACCUGAGCCACUCCUUCAGCAGUUCAAACACACUUUUCCACAAGAGCUGGACCAACAGUGACCCAUGGAAAGAGGAGGGCAGCGAAAGGGAGGGGAUGCAGGUUGCCAAUUGGAGCAGAACUGCGAGAGCGGUGGGAAAAGUUGUAGGAAAAGGAAGUGAUGAAUGGACACAGAGGGUACCAACAAGUUGUGACACCUACACUGAGUACCUACACACCACCGACGACAAUCCUUUCAAAAUGGAGUCGGCUUCCAGUUCCGCUUUCCAUGCCAGCCUGAGUCAGCCAGCCUACUCCAGUGACAGUCAGAUGUUCCACACGUCAGUCUACACUGAUCUCCACCCUCCCAAUAGCCACAACGCUGCCCACGGCCUCAGCUCCCCUACAGGAGAAGGGCCAUGGGGCGGAGGCCACAGUGACAAUGGCAGCCCCUGCAGCGGUGCAGGGACGACAAGAAUUUGUCGCCCAAACUACGGCUCCAAGUACUGGAUGGGACAAGAGAGGAAGAGGAGGGGAGAGGUUGAAGGCUUUGGUGGCACAGGGCUGGCACAGUUGAAGAAGGCCAAGCUGAGCUAUGAGCGAGUUCCAGGCAGAAGUGAUGGACAGACGAGGCUUAGGUUUUUCUAG
Messenger RNA from Myripristis murdjan (pinecone soldierfish), 4204 nucleotides. It is a transcript of the gene shoc1, whose product is annotated as shortage in chiasmata 1. The record is from RefSeq and is a predicted model, not a curated record. The coding region runs from base 23 to 4204 and encodes 1393 amino acids. Gene Ontology annotation, biological process: resolution of meiotic recombination intermediates. Gene Ontology annotation, cellular component: condensed nuclear chromosome. Lineage: Eukaryota; Metazoa; Chordata; Actinopteri; Holocentriformes; Holocentridae. Gene Ontology annotation, molecular function: ATP hydrolysis activity; single-stranded DNA binding. The transcript has 27 exons.